AAAAAAAAAAAAAGAAAAAGAAAAAAACUUAAAAAAGUCCACUACACCCCUAUGGGAAUCGGUGGUGGUUCCUCUUCCUCUCCUCCCCACUACGCCUCCACCACCACCUCCUCCUCUUCCUCUUCCUCUUCCCUCUCCUCAACCCCGUCACCGCCCCAAACCCUAACCCUCGAUCCGAGCGCGUCAGAUGCCCGCUGAAUGGGGAAGCUCGGGGAAGUCGAGCUCGCCGUCCCCGGGCCGAGCGGCGGCGGCGGCGGCGGAGGAGGAGGAGGAGGAGGAGGAGGCGGCGGCGCGUUACUCGGCUCCUGCGUAUCUGGGAUCGGUAGGUGCGUCACGCUCAAGUGCGUCUUCGUGCUCCUCCUCGGCGUCGGCGUGCUCCUCUCCGCCCUCUUCUGGCUCCCGUCCUUCCGCGCCUUCCGAUCCGGGUUCGUCUCCGAUGAUCCCGAUGCCCUGUCAGCGAAUAUUCAUGCCAGCUUCAUUUUGGAAAAGCCAGUUUCACUGCUUGUUGCACAUAUAGGAAGAUUAGAGUAUGACAUAUAUGAGGAAAUAGGAGUACCUAAUAGUAAGGUUUCUAUUAUUUCCAUGAACUCUUUGGCUCCUGAAAAUUCUACAAAUGUGGUAUUUGGCGUUCUUCCCGAGUCCAAAUAUGCCUCAAUAAGUACACCAGCCCUAAGUGUACUAAGAUCAUCUUUUAUAGAGCUGGUACUUAAGCAGCUGAAUUUGACUUUGACACCAUCCAUUUUUGGGCAGCCGGUUUCUUUUGAGCUUUUAAGGUUUCCUGGAGGUAUUAAUGUGAUCCCUGUGCAGUCAGCUUCUAUUUGGGAAAGAACACAAAUUCUCUUUAAUUUUACAUUAAAUAACUCCGUUGAGGAGGUUCUCAAAAAUCUUGAUGAGCUGAAGGACCAGCUGAAGUUUGGGUUGAAUCUGAAGUCUAAUGAGAAUGUGUAUGUGGAGAUGACCAAUGAGAACGGAUCGACAGUGGCUCCUCCAGUUGUUGUCCAGGCAUCAGUUUUAUCAGAUAUUGGGAGUGGUAGUCUUCUACCUUACAGAUUAAAACAACUAGCACAGGUUAUUACAGCACCUGAUACAAAAAACCUCGGCCUUAAUCACUCUGUAUUUGGUAAAGUUAAGGGUGUUCAGUUGUCAUCAUACCUAAAUCACUCAAUCUCGUCUCUAGCUCCUAGUCAAUCUCCAUCUCCAACUCCCGCUCUCUCCCCUUCACUCUCUCCCUCGCCCUCUCCCUCUCCCUCUCCACCUCCUACAUCUUUCAACCCCACACUCUCUCCUGCUCCCUCUCCAUUAUCUAACCAACCAUCGGAAAGCCCAAUUGCUUAUGCACCUUCACGAGGAAAUUAUCCAAAACCGCCUUCUCAAUUCACGAACUCACCAUCGCCUUCGGUGGUUGCUGAUCCUCCAAAACCUUGUCGAUCCCUUCAUCCAUCACUUCCACCAUAUGCUUUUCCUCCUCAUCAUUCUGCAAAUGCACCCACACCUCAACGGCAUAAACUAUUGAGUCCUCCUUCCCAAAGUGCCCCUAAGCAUUCCCAGUUGGCACCUGCAAAUUAUGGUCCGAACCCGUUGCAUGGAAAGAGAAGUGGCGGUGCACCAACGCCAUCAAUGCUUGUGUCAUCAGCAAUUUCCUCACGACAAUCAUACCAUUCCUACUGGGGAAUUUGGCUAACUGGAUAUUUGGGGCUGCUGUUAUUCUAUCAGCUAUGAGGAUGGUGCUGAUUUGUGUAUACUAUUCAGUGAACAGAACAUGGUCAUCUAACCCAAUUUUGGGUACUCAUACUGAGAAAGUAAGUAAAAAUAAUUGACUGUGGUCAGGAGUUGGAUGCAGUAUAUUGGCUUGUGAUGAUGGAGAGGACCCCGAAAUAGUCGAUACCUAAACGGAGGGUUUAGGUGGUAAAUCUCAGUAAAGUGUAGAUAGAGAUCUAUAGGAUGCUCGGAAGUUUUAAGUUUAGCGCGCGGCCGAAGCUGCAAAGGUAGCCGGCCUUAAUUCCUCCUGAAUCAUGAAGUUCUCCCCGAAGGGUCGGAGUACUUCGAGGCUGUUAAUGUAACCGAAGAUGUAAUUUUUAUCCCUUUUUUGGCUUCUUUUUAUUUUAUGCUUUAUCCUUUUGUAAACACACACUGUUAACUGACAUUACCUACUGUAAUAUUGGGCAUUUUAAAAGAUAAGCUCUUCUUAUGUGGUGU
Ananas comosus (pineapple) is the source of this 2196-nucleotide messenger RNA. RefSeq names its product abl interactor homolog. The coding region runs from base 199 to 1719 and encodes 506 amino acids. The record is from RefSeq and is a predicted model, not a curated record. Lineage: Eukaryota; Viridiplantae; Streptophyta; Magnoliopsida; Poales; Bromeliaceae. The transcript has 5 exons.